UAGAGUAUGGACUAAAUUGAACUAAGCAUGAACUAUUGGGCCUUUAAAAGGAAAUCAGAAAACUCCAAAGUUUAAGAAGGCAUACAAGGAAUGAAAAAAUAUGUCGGUCAAAAUCUCCCAAGGGCCAAGGGCCAAGGCCCAAUGCCCAAGGCCUAAACCUUCUCUAUAUAUUUCCCUUCCUCCCUCCUCUUGCUUUGCUCUAGUGCUGCUUCUUUUGCUGUUAAUAUAUUCGCUCUUCUUUUUUACAAAAUUACAAUGGCCAAAUCUAUCGCUUGCUUUGUUCUCUUAGCUCUCAUAGCCAGCUGCGCUCUCGGUCAAGCGCCCAGCUCUGCCCCAACUAAGUCACCGCCGUCCUCUCCAACUACAGCUCCCAAGGCCUCUCCAACCAAGGCUCCCGCCGCUUCUCCACCGUCAACCACCACACAAUCCCCGUCUUCAACUCCUAAAUCUUCUCCAACUUCCUCUCCUACCAGUUCUCCUCCCGCUCCUCCCAUGUCUCCUGCUGGUGCUCCCACGGGCGCUGUUCCUCCUACGUCCUCCAUCAGCCAGCCACCAGGCCCGUCACCCACUUCUCCUCCAAGCGCCGCCGCUUUAAACAGAGUCACUGUCGCUGGAUCUGCUGUUACAGUGGUUUUGGCGGCUGCUGCUUUGUUGAUGUAGAUCUGACUUCGUGGAGGACUUCGAUUGUUGAUUUGCAUUGUAGGCCAUUGCUAAAUUCUUAUUUUUAGUAGGACUUUUAGUAGAGCAUUUGUUUUCUUUUAUUUUUUGUUAAUUUUUAGUUAUAUUUGACGGUUGAGAUUUGAUUCCUCUCGGUUGCUAUUAUUUAUAUUAUUAUAUUUAUAUUUACA
Molecule: messenger RNA, 848 nt
Organism: Durio zibethinus
Lineage: Eukaryota; Viridiplantae; Streptophyta; Magnoliopsida; Malvales; Malvaceae
Source: RefSeq, a predicted model, not a curated record